Molecule: messenger RNA, 1209 nt
Organism: Penicillium roqueforti
Lineage: Eukaryota; Fungi; Ascomycota; Eurotiomycetes; Eurotiales; Aspergillaceae
Exons: 4
Coding region: 1-1209 (402 amino acids)
Source: RefSeq, a predicted model, not a curated record
AUGCCGAACUCUCGUAUAACAAGCUCUGAUUUAUCCGUCUGGCAGUGGAAUGAAGAACAUGGCUGGCGCAAAAGUGAAGCCCGUCUGGAAGAUCUGCGAACAGACAACCCGACACGUCCACCCUCAUUGAUUUCAGAAGAUACCAAAGUAUAUAUUAUAACGACAAGCGCAAAGAAUAUCCGCAGUUCUCGCCAGUUUCAUCAAGUAUUCAUGGAUGCAUUUUGCAUUCCCAAAUUCUGGUGGGCUGAGCAUCUUGGUAAUGCAAACGGCUACUUUGGAUGCGAAGAUACAGAUCAUGUAGGGGGAGCUGGGUUCAACACCUGGGCAUUUUUCGAAGUCAAGCAUAUUGCUAGGGACGCGAAGUAUCACUGGUCUAAAAUAAAGCUCUUUACGCGAUGGCUAGAGUCGACUCAUCAGACCGGCAUUCUGCUAUUCGACCCAACCGAUAACCUCUCGACUCCACUGUUUGAUCCGAAUCUGACAGAACUUGAUGACCCAUUUUGGAUGUACCCCGAUAUAUUAGAACAGGUUGUUCGGUUUCAAGAAGGUUCAGUAUGGGGCAUCCGAGAUCAUGUUCGAGAUGCCGAGAAAGAACAAAGGCCUGCAGACAAAAAGCCCAAGCCCAAUUACAGGCGACUCCAUGACAUCGCUCGGCAUGCAAUUCAUGUUACCGAGUCACUAGAUGUGGCCGUCCAGAACAUUGAGCAUCUCGUUCAACAGCAUGAAAUUUAUAUAAAAAGCAUGCAAGUGGAACCUCAACCUAAAUCCCAUCAACGGAUCUCCCGGCGGUUGGCAUUCUUCCAGAGCUAUAUCGGCAGCAUACGGCACCGGUCUGUAUCAAAUCAGCUACGACUCCAAAACGAAAUUCAGCUGGCAUUCAAUAUUGUCUCCCAGCAUGACACAAGUAUCACUGUUGAUAUUAGCCGUGCUACACGGUCGGACAGCGCUACUAUGAAGACACUCGCAUUUAUUACUACGACAUUCUUACCACCAACAUUCCUCUGUGCAGUGUUCAGUAUGUCAUUCUUCCACUACGACGCAGAGUCGGGCUGGGGAGUUUCGGACAAGCUGUGGAUAUACUGGGUGUGCAUUAUCCCAACAAUUGCUGCAUCGGCCCUUCUCUGGAAUUUUUGGCCCAAACUAUUUCCAGAUCAUUUUUAUAGCGCAUUUCGAGAAGAGGAAAGCAAAGAGCUGCCUACCUUUAUUUGA